Messenger RNA from Morchella importuna, 1380 nucleotides. RefSeq lists its product as uncharacterized. NCBI's taxonomy places the organism in Eukaryota, Fungi, Ascomycota, Pezizomycetes, Pezizales, Morchellaceae. Gene Ontology annotation, molecular function: Hsp70 protein binding. The record is from RefSeq and is a predicted model, not a curated record. Bases 1 to 1380 code for a protein of 459 amino acids. Gene Ontology annotation, cellular component: cytoplasm. Gene Ontology annotation, biological process: protein refolding. The transcript is spliced from 5 exons.
AUGCUGGGUGUGCUGUGCUGUGCUGUGCGUGUGGUGGGGCUAAAGCGGCGUGAUCAGAGCAUAACUAACCACCGCCACAAUGAACGGCACCCCCGACACCACCCUCUACGACAUCCUGCACCUCCCCCCACCGCCACAAAAACCGAAAUCAAAAAAGCCUACCACAAAGCCGCGCUCACCUCGCACCCGGACAAGGUCCCCGAGCACGAGCGCGAGGACGCCGAACACACCUUCAAAGCCGUCUCGCAGGCCUACGAGAUCCUCUACGACGAGGACAAGCGCGCGCACUAUGACCGCUUCGGCAUGGCCGCGUUCACGCCCGGCAGCAGCGGGGGCAUGGACGGCGAGGUGGAUCUGGAGGACCUACUGAACCAGAUGUUUAUGGGCGGCGGGAUGCCGGGGAUGGGGGGCAUGGGGGGCAUGGGCGGGAUGGGCGGGAUGCCGGGGAUGGGAGGGAUGGGAGGGGGAGGGAGGAGGAAGGGGAGGGGGAAGGAUACGGUGCAGGAGUAUGAGGUGAGCUUGGAGGAUCUGUACAAAGGCAAGACCGUCAAGAUGAAGAGUACCCGCAAUGUCCUCUGCACACAAUGCAAAGGCACCGGCGGCAAGCCCAACACCAAACCCAAAAAAUGCACCACCUGCGCCGGCAAAGGCUACACCGAAUCCCUACGCCAAAUCGGCCGCGGCCUCGUCACGCAAGAAAACAGCCCCUGCGCCGCCUGCUCCUCAACCGGCCAGACCUACCGCGACCGCGACCGCUGCCGCCGCUGCAAAGGCACCUGCGUGCACGAAGAAAAGAAGGUCCUCGAACUCUACAUCCCACGCGGGAGCAAGCACGGCGACAAGAUCGUCCUUGAGGGCGAAGCCGACGAGGCGCCGGAUCAAGAGACGGGCAACAUCGUGUUCGUGCUCGACGAGAAGGAGCACGACGUUUUCGACCGCAGCGGCGCGGACCUGAGUGCGCGGCUGCGCGUGACGCUCGCGGAGGCGCUGACGGGGUUUGAGAAGGUUGUUGUGAAGCACCUAGACGGGCGGGGGGUGUUGGUGAAGCAUCCGAGGGGGAAGGUACUGAGGCCCGGACAGGUGCUGAGGGUGAAGGGGGAGGGGAUGCCGAGGAAGCGGAGUGAGGCGAGGGGGGAUCUGUAUUUGGUGGUUGAUAUAGAGUUUCCGAAGGAUGGGUGGAGCCCGGAGGUGGAGAGGAUUAGGGAGUUGUUGCCGAAGGCGGAGAAGGAGGAGAUUAAGGCGGAGCAGGUCGAUGAGGUUGAGUAUGAGGAGGCGGAUUUGGAUGAGUUCGGCGCAGAAGAAGGAGGCCAGGGCGGCGUCUGGGAGGACGACGACGAAGACGACGAGGAGGACGGGCAGCCGCAGUGUGCGCAGGCGUAG